Molecule: messenger RNA, 687 nt
Organism: Condylostylus longicornis
Lineage: Eukaryota; Metazoa; Arthropoda; Insecta; Diptera; Dolichopodidae
Product: heparan sulfate 2-O-sulfotransferase pipe-like
Exons: 2
Coding region: 1-687 (228 amino acids)
Cellular component (GO): membrane
Molecular function (GO): sulfotransferase activity
Source: RefSeq, a predicted model, not a curated record
AUGAUUUAUUUUAUGAGAGUUCCAAAAACUGGUAGCCAAGCUAUGGCUACACUUAUAAUGCGUUAUUUAAGUAAAAAAAAUGAAUAUAAUGUACAUAUCGGACCAGUAAAACAAUAUGGAGAACCAUUUUUAACAGCAUAUGAACAAGAAUCUCAUAUUAUUGAAACAUUAUUUGAUAUUGAUGAAAGUAAAGCUUUUAUAGGUAAUCAUGAAAAUUAUAUUGAAUAUGCAAGUUUUGGUUUCGAGAAACCAAUUUAUAUAAGUUUAGUUCGGAAUCCAAUUGAAAAAGUAAUUAGUUGGUUUUAUUAUUCUCGUAGUAAUUUAUAUAAACCAUCAAAUAUAACAUUAUUUUCGAGAAGAUAUGAAAAAUUCGGUGGAGAAUCAAAUUGGCGUAAUAAAACAUUUGAUGAUUGUAUAAAAAAUUUUGAAGUAGAAUGCCGUUUUAUACCAAUGAAUUCACGUAAAGUACAAGGUUAUAAAAGACAAAUAAUUCAAUUUUGUGGUAACUAUAAACCUUGUUGGGAAUUCGGUUCGCCGCUUGCUGUACAAAUGGCAAAAGAUAAUGUUGAAAGAAAUUUUGCUGUUGUUGGUACAUGGGAGGAUCCAGAAAUAACAUUAACAGUUCUUGAACAUUAUAUACCAAAAUAUUUUAAAGGGGCAUUAGAAUUAUACAAAGGUAGUUAUUAA